Cladocopium goreaui is the source of this 942-nucleotide messenger RNA. Lineage: Eukaryota; Dinophyceae; Suessiales; Symbiodiniaceae. The record is from the annotation of a GenBank genome assembly.
AUGGAGAAGAGCUUUGUGGAGAAGUGCCUUCACAGCAUCGAGGUCAACGGCCGCCACAUCGAGUAUGCUGUGUCUGGUGAGGAGACGGGUGAACCAGUGCUGCUUUUCUACCCACUAGGUGCUUCCCGAAGCAUCGUUGCAGUGUUCCAUGGCCCUGCCACGCGUGUGGGUGUGCGCUUGAUAUGCAUCAAUCGCCCGGGUAUGGGGCAGGCCUCUCCAACACACGUGGGCUCGCACAUAGAAGUGCACUGCCAAGACGUGGUUUCCUGCCUAGAUCACUUGGGCAUCCACCGGGUACGACUGUUGUUCCUAUGUGCGGGGGCACCAUUUGCACUCGGGUUCCAGGCAAGAUAUCCUCAUCGGAGUCAUGGACGCUUAGUGGGUUGCUCAUCCUGGGUCUCACCCAGUGACUGUCCAUCUGCGAAGUUCAUGUAUCAAGUGGGCGCAGGCCUUCCGUCCAGCCUCUUGGCAUCGUUGGCAGAUGCUAUGGUGGGCUGGACACGGUCGAUGCCAAGCUCUUCGUCUGGAUACUCCAACUGGGCCUUCACAUCUUUCUUGCCCUCCUCGUCCAUGCGCCUUUCGCAGCCAGCGGAGGUCAAAGUUGUACCCGUCCUGGAGCAAAAGGCUUGCGCCGACAGUCAGGCUGAAGUGGACAUUUUAAUGGAGCGCUGUGCUUCACUGCUGAUGGAGCAGGAGACUGGUGGCGAGGGCCCUGAUGCUGCAACUCUGGUGGAAAGUGCCAAAGCAUGGGGUGUGGACUAUCGACGUCUUGGAUGCUCCAUGGUCCUCCUGCAUGGAGAUGCCGAUGUUACGGUGCCUGUAGAUUGCGUGGAGUGGUUGCAGGAACAGAUCCCCAAGACGGUGCUGCAUCGCAUCCCGGACGCUGAACACGGCGAAGCAAUGCUCUUGAGCAUCUCCGUAGCCCUGCGGGUGAGCAGCUGA